Molecule: messenger RNA, 2459 nt
Organism: Synchiropus splendidus (mandarinfish)
Lineage: Eukaryota; Metazoa; Chordata; Actinopteri; Syngnathiformes; Callionymidae
Product: AP-3 complex subunit mu-1-like
Exons: 9
Coding region: 229-1485 (418 amino acids)
Biological process (GO): intracellular protein transport; endocytosis
Cellular component (GO): clathrin adaptor complex; cytoplasmic vesicle
Source: RefSeq, a predicted model, not a curated record
AACUGUUCGGAAAGUUACUCUGAAAUCCCCUUUUCCAUCUUGAUGGAGUUCCCUGCGUCGUCAACAUAAUCUGUAUUAUCAUUUGUGUGUUUUUGAAGGGUAUAGAAAACAUUUUUUCCGUGAAUGGUUUUGCUUCGGUGAAUUUGUGUUUACGUGGGAGCUCUGCUGCACCUCUGCCAUAUUGACGUCCAGAAUUCCUGGCAGACACAACUACACAGAUCAGAGGAGAUGAUCCACAGCCUGUUUCUGAUAAAUAACUUUGGAGACAUCUUCCUGGAGAAACACUGGAAGAGUGUCAUCAACCGGAGUGUGUGUGACUACUUCUUUGAAGCCAAGGAGAAGGCGCUGGAUCCAGAGAAUGUUCCGCCUGUCCUCCAGACUCCUCAUCACUACCUCAUCACCAUAUACAGGGGCAAGAUCUACUUCCUGUCCGUCAUCCAGUCUGAAGUCCCUCCACUGUUUGUCAUCGAGUUCCUGCACCGAGUAGCUGACACAUUUCAGGAUUAUUUUGGAGAAACCUCUGAAAAUGUCAUCAAAGACAACCUUGUGACAGUGUACGAGCUGCUGGAGGACAUGCUGGACAAUGGCUUUCCACUGGCGACAGAGUCCAACGUCCUCAAAGAGAUGAUCAAACCACCCACUAUCCUGCGAUCGGUCGUCAAUACACUCAUAGGAAGUAGCAACGUCGGGGAUGUUCUACCAACAGGUCAACUGUCUAAUAUCCCCUGGAGGCGGACGGGUGUCAAAUACACCAACAAUGAGGCCUAUUUUGAUGUGAUCGAAGAAAUAGAUGCGAUUUUGGACAAAUCAGGGUCAACCGUGUUCGCAGACAUACAAGGUGUCAUCGAAGCAUGCGUGAGACUCUCCGGGAUGCCGGACUUGACCCUGUCGUUCAUGAACCCUCGACUUCUUGAUGACGUGAGCUUUCACCCCUGCGUUCGGUUCAAACGCUGGGAGUCGGAGCAGGUUCUGUCUUUCAUUCCACCGGAUGGGAACUUCACUCUAAUGACGUAUCAUGUCAACUCUCAGAAUCUGGUCGCCAUUCCCGUCUACGUGAAGCAGAACAUCAACUUCUUUGACACAGGAAACUGUGGACGCCUGGACAUCACAAUUGGACCAAAGCAGACCAUGGGGAAGACCAUUGAGGGGCUCGUGGUCACGAUCCACAUGCCAAAAUCUGUUCUCAGCACCAACCUCACUUCCACGCAAGGAAACUACACCUAUGAUCUGACCACCAAGAUUUUGGUUUGGGACAUCGGUAAACUGAACCCACAGAAGCUUCCAAACCUGCGAGGCACUCUCAGUAUGCAGGCAGGAUGUCCGAAACCCGACGAAAACCCCUCACUCAACAUUGACCUGAAAAUCCAGCAGCUGGCUAUUUCAGGUGUGAAGGUCAGUCGCCUCGACAUGUUUGGAGAGAAGUACAAGCCGUUCAAAGGGGUCAAAUAUGUGACAAAGGCUGGAAAGUUCCAAGUCCGGACCUGAACUCACCCAAAUGUUUACAUGUGCCUUGUAGAGCAAUUUGUUUUGUGCCGUGCGGCUCACAAUAUUAACAGAUUUACAUUAUAAGUGCUAUUUAUUAUAUGGCUGCGGCAUAUAACCUGCGAAGGGAAAGCCUUAAUAACCAACGUGACACUUUAUAUAGAUGAAUACUUCCUGAUCGGCAAAUUAUUUCUCUUUUUUUUUAAGGAUUAGCUCAUAAACAUGCAGUAAUUUAUAUACUGUGUACAACAGCCUUAAGAGCAAUGCCUUGCCAAAUAGUGUGCCUAUGUCAGCAGCAUAGUGUUUUCUCACUUCUUCAGUGUCCCUUAGGCCCACUCAUACUAAUAUGGAUCCCCAUUUGUAACAAUACAUUUUAACAGAAGCACUGAAGGAGAAUAAGCCCUUUGAGCAAGACUGCCUGCCAGUCUAGUGCUGAGCCCUGACAACCUGAUCCACUGUUGUCACUAAGCAGCAGGUCGUGCACAAGCUUUAUGGGCACCAUUCCAGCGUGUCGCAUUAAUAUCAAAAAGGGACACCAAAAUAGCACACUCUCCGUCUGCAGUCCUCGUGUUGGAGGUAUACGUGGUACCCAGAGUCCCAUUUCUUUCAUGUGGCAGCCAUUUUUGUAUUUCUAUAUAUCAAUCUAUAAAAGUGUGUUGUUUUUAAAAAGCCAAUAUACUCUUCGACUCUGCCUUUAAAAUGAAGAUCAUUUUGCACACUUCUGCCACUAUAAAUGAACAAUGUCUGUGACACCGCAGCACAAUCAGUCGCGUUAAGUGGGAAAUACUGAAGAUGAACACACGUUACAGAGAUGCUCUUGGUGAUGUAUAUGGUAUAUACACAAAUGACCAGACUUUCAUGAUGUCGAAUGUUCACAAUCACAAAACGUUUAGCAACAUUAGUACAAUCACUUUUUUGCAGGACUCUUAACUGCCUCUACAACUGUUUAGUGCCAUAAUGUCUUAUAAAAGCUUUGU